Messenger RNA from Candidozyma duobushaemuli, 1281 nucleotides. Its product is annotated as snoRNA-binding rRNA-processing protein. Gene Ontology annotation, molecular function: protein binding; snoRNA binding. Gene Ontology annotation, biological process: maturation of SSU-rRNA from tricistronic rRNA transcript (SSU-rRNA, 5.8S rRNA, LSU-rRNA). Lineage: Eukaryota; Fungi; Ascomycota; Pichiomycetes; Serinales; Metschnikowiaceae. The coding region runs from base 1 to 1281 and encodes 426 amino acids. The transcript has a single exon. Gene Ontology annotation, cellular component: small-subunit processome; Pwp2p-containing subcomplex of 90S preribosome. The record is from RefSeq and is a predicted model, not a curated record.
AUGUCCUCCAAAAUAAGGUUCUACAUGGAACAGUCUGUUCCAGAGCUAGAAGAUCUCAAACGAAAGGGCCUCUUUGAUCAAAAAGAGAUCACUAUGAUUAUGAGAAGAAGGACUGAUUUCGAGCACAGAAUACAAGGUCGAGGAGCAAAACCUAGAGACUUUUUGAAAUACGCCGAUUUCGAAAUAAACCUUGAGAAGUUGAGGAUAAAAAGAUUUGCAAGGCUAAGAGAAACUGAUCAUGUGGACACGAAUCCCAGUAUUUCCGACUGGGCUGGUUUCAGAAAAGUGAUUUUUGUCUUCGACAGAGCUGUGAGGAGAUUCUCCGGUGAUCUAGAUAUCUGGGCCAAGUAUCUUCAGUUCGUCAAAGAAAAGGAUGCUAUCAAGGUGGUUUACAGAGUUUAUGCUAAGCUUUUGCUGUUGCAACCAAGAAACGUUGAUGCCUGGCUUUCAGCAGCAAAGUACGAGUUCGAAACGAACGCCAACGCUAAGGGAGCUAGAGAAUUAUACCAAAAAGCCUUAAGAUUAAAUCCAGAAUCCAGAAGCCUUUGGGUGAGCUAUGCCCAAUUCGAAUUGACAUAUGUAUCCAAAUUGCUUGCGAGACGCCAGGUUUUGGGGUUGCUUACAGAGAAGAAACAGGAGGAGGAUUUGAAAUCUCAAGCUUUAGAGCAAGCAAAGAGAAUCGAGGAUGCACCAGAUGACGGAGUCGAGACAAACGCUGACACAAUUUCAUUUGCUGACGUUGAGGAGGACGAUUUGAAGCUGGAAUUAGCCUCUCUACCAGAAGCCGAUAUGAAUGUGUUGGGAUCACCAGAAACCAACCCGGUCUUGAAGGGCGAUAUUGCUUUGACAGUCUUCGACUUGGCCAUUCCCGAACUCCUCAAGGAAGUUGGCGAGGCUUCCAAGACAGACAAGGUUUUCGAGUUUGCAGAAGAAUUCCUCAAGCUUUUCGCUCAGUUUGAAACCCUCAACAGAGAUUACUUAUAUUACCACGUCUUGUCCUAUCUACAAACAAACUAUAAGGAUGAUAUCAGAACUUUGCUUACAGACAUUACAUUGCCGCUUCGCAAUACGUCGGUGCUGGACUCUUCCCUAGCAGAAGCGUUGAAAUUGUCAGUUAAUAAGUUCACCGCAUACAAGCUGAAGAUCAAGGAUAGCACAAGAAAGACCGAACUCUCCGAGAAAUACGUUGGUUACUUGACAGAAAAAUUCGUCAAUUCUGAAGAGCCUAAAUCAGAGAAAACAGAAGCUCUUCUCAAAGCUAUUAUACAAAAGUGCCGCUAA